Macadamia integrifolia is the source of this 2079-nucleotide messenger RNA. RefSeq lists its product as uncharacterized. The record is from RefSeq and is a predicted model, not a curated record. Lineage: Eukaryota; Viridiplantae; Streptophyta; Magnoliopsida; Proteales; Proteaceae. Bases 280 to 1545 code for a protein of 421 amino acids. The transcript is spliced from 10 exons.
ACUUUCCAUCCACCGGUUGGUUGAUGAAGACAAUUUUCCGUUUUUACUGGCGGAAGAAAAGUUGGAAUCGGAAACGAUGAGAGGAUAAAACAGAGUAAUGCGCGAGCCUUGCAUAAUAAAGCGGAUUCGUGGCGGAACCUUCAGCUUAAGUUAAGCCCACCCAGUCACCUACUACACUACAUCAUCACUGCUGAAACUCUCCCAUAUCUCCGUAUAGCGCUCUCACAAUCGUAAGACUCUUGGGUAAGAGAAGUUGGAAAUAGAUCAUUUUGGAGUAAUAUGGCUUCGAUUACGUCUUGUCUGCCAACCAUGGCAUUGAGAGUCAAUCAUCUGGAGAAUCUGACACUACAUAGAUCACCGUGUUCUAAUGGAAAGCUUUUCCACUUCAAAGUUGCUUCUUACAAGUUUACUAAACCCGGGUAUCCAGUCUUGUGCCAAGACUCCACUGCUGGGUUUCCACUUUUGGGGGAACUUAGUGCGCUUGCUGCAAGCCCCAGCAAGAAGAUGGUUUCUAACGGAUAUGCGGGGAGGGCCACCUUCAAGAAUAAAACAUACAGGAGGUUGGAUUCUUGUUUGGUUGUUCCCCCACCCGAGGGAAAGAAGCCUUGUGGGAUUAUCAAAUUCUUAGGCGGGGCUUUUAUUGGGGCAGUUCCUGAAGUUACAUAUGGCCAUCUGAUUGACCUUUUGGCAAAAGAAGGCUUCCUUAUCAUCUCUGUGCCAUACAAUGUGACAUUUGAUCAUGCCCAAGCUACCCAAGAUGUAUAUAUGAGGUUCAAUGCCUGCUUGGAUAUGAUCAUAACAUCUGGAUUACUUGAUGCUAAUCUAAAACCCAGUGAGCUUAAUUCGCUACCGGUCUAUUCUGUUGGUCAUAGCAACGGUGCUCUACUCCAAUUGCUCACAGGAAGCUAUUUCUCUGAGAAGAUACCAAAGGCUAAUGCCAUAAUCUCAUUCAACAACAAACCAGCAACUGAGGCAGUACCAUACUUUGAGCAGUUGGGCCCACUAGUUAGUAUGAUGGUGCCUAUCAUGGAAGCCUCUCCCGUAUAUUCAAUGGCUAGAAGUGCUUCAGGAGAUGCAUGGAAGUCAUUACUUGAUGCAGCUGGAGCAGUGAUACAAGAGUAUGAUGAAGAAGUCAUGGUGUCUUUAAAUAAAUUUGUUGAUCAAUUGCCCUCGGUCAUGAAUCAGGUCACCCAGGGGAUAUCAGAGUUCAGGCCUACACCCUCUGAGAACCGUGAUUGUUUUAAGAAUUCAUAUAAUGUUCCUCACACUUUACUGGUGCAAUUCAACUUGGAUGCUAUUGAUGAAACUGAUCUACUUGAAGAGGUGUUGAAGCCUCGUGUUGAUUCCAUAGGGGGGACAUUGGAAAAGGUAUCAUUGUCUGGGAAUCAUCUCACCCCAUGCAUCCAGGAUUUGAGAUGGGAAGUGGGUUACGUUUACACCCCAGGAGAUGCUGUUGCUCAGGGUUUGAAGGCCCUUUCACUUAAUGACACUAGAGUGCUUGCCAAAACCAUCGCCAACUGGUUCAAAAGACUUGAUGGGCAAUGACAUUAGAAGCCACCUGAGGUUCUGCUCAAGUUUGACUGGUACCAUAUCAGUCUUGUUUUUGUAUACGAUUUAGUAUCCGUUUUUCCAGGAGGACAAUCCACAUGAGUUGAAAAUGCAGUGCUAUGACUAUAUAUGGAGUAGUAACCCUUUCGGAUCCCCAUGGUGUCUAUAGAAUAAAGCAGGCUGCACUAGAAAAUAGAAAUAGCCUCUGGUUGUCAUUGUUCCGAGUGCAGGUGAUCGAGCUAUCCCGUGGAUCGAUCUUAUGCAAUACUUAGCCUUGCAGCUGCAAGGAAAGAAGGAAAGGUGGCAAGUACCUUGAUGCUCCUCCUGUGAAGGACAGAGAUGGUUAUAGUUUGUGUAUAGGCAAGAGGUAUGGUUACUUGCUUAGAACCUCCAUGUAGCCGACCCAAUUAAAUUGGGAUAAGGCUUUGAAGGCUUUGGUGGUGGUUGUUGUUGUUGAUCCUCUUGAUCCUUUUAGGGGGUUAAGAAAUCCUAAAUAUUUUUAUGCAAGGAUCAUAUUGGUUAUUGUUGUUA